Moesziomyces aphidis is the source of this 3369-nucleotide messenger RNA. The record is from the annotation of a GenBank genome assembly. Lineage: Eukaryota; Fungi; Basidiomycota; Ustilaginomycetes; Ustilaginales; Ustilaginaceae.
AUGUAUCCACCCCAUCAAAAGUCGGCAGGACCUAGCAGUGUCGCCAGCUCAAGUAUGCUCCCUGCACAGAGCCCAGCCAAGCGCAAGAAGCCCGCCCCCUCCUCAUCCACCGACCCGCAGGGCUCGUCAACUCGCACCGUUCCUGCAACGACCAAGGCCGCAUCGACAGCGUCAAGCAGGCCUCUCAAAAAGAAGACGGUCUCGUCCAAUGACGAUUCUCUUGCCGCCCGCUUGCAGCCCAAGCUCACUCAGUCCUCUUGGCGCAGAACCAAAUCCUACCAGCAUGUCGAUCUCAGCGGACCCACCCGUCGUACCGUGCUCGAAUGGCUACCCCGCGAGGUCGUCUUCAUGAUCCUCCAUCUCCUCUCCUUUCAGGAUCUCAACAGCCUCACCCGAGCCGACAAACGCGUACGACCGCUCGUCCACGCAAAGUCAUUCAGCCCGUGGCGCAAGCGCCUCGCCUCCUUCCUCCACGCGGAACGCCUCUACGACGAGACAAUCAGCCUCGAAGAGGACUCGAUCUUCAACGCAUCCGACGCCGAUGCUCCGAGCGAUGACGAAGAUGCGCAUGCACAAGCAACCACCAAUGCCGUCGCAGCCACCAGUGCCUCUGCUUCCCGGGCACCUGCCAACCGAGCAAACUCAGACCAUGUGCAAAUCGAGCAAACCUUUGUCCAAGCCUACGCAGACCUCGUCAGCGCCCUCGAGCUCAAAUCGGCCCCUGUCGAUCUUCUCGACCUCGUCCCGUGCCUCACCCGCGUCUGGCACGAUCAUGACUCCUUCACCACCAUCCGAAAGUGGUGCAGAGACUUUGUCGUCGGUCGCACGUCAGCAGAUCACAUCUUGGCCGCCGUCGAUCACAUCACCGCCAUCGAGGUCCUCUGCUGCGUCCGCCUCUAUCUCGCCCUCGUCCGCAUCUCUCGCGCCUUCGCCCAAGACCUCCCUCCUCUUCAAUCGGUGCGCAUGCUCGACUACAACUUGCGUUCCGCAGUCGCCACCUUCUUUAAGCCCAGCGCCAUCGCGCAAGCACCGCCGCCGGGCGCUCAUCUCGCCUUCCAACUCACACACGAACAGGCACGGUUCGUCAAUCGAGACGUGCGCCCAGGCGAGAUCAUCAAGGUGCAGGCCUUUGCAGGCACCGGCAAGACCCGCUCCCUCCUUGCUUACGCCGACCGUCGGCCAAACAAGCGCUUCCUCUACAUCGCCUUCAACAAGGCCGCCGCAGAAGAUGCUCGUCGCCGUUUCCCGGCCCACGUACAGUGCCGCACCAUGCAUUCGGUCGCUCUCUGCCAGGUAGUCCGCGCCGCCGGCCAAGACAUCGGCGACCUGCGCGCUCGCGACGUGGUCCGCUUGCUCGGCGACAGCCUCCCCGCAGGCCAGCUCGCCAAAACUCAGGCCAUGGCCACGCAGACCGGACGCGAUCACCGCCUCACCCCCACCGCCGUCGCCACCUACGUGCUCGCCACCCUCCAACGCUUCUUCUACUCGGACGACGCCACCAUCAUCCCCGACCGUCACGUGCCUACAAAGGUGGCCACCGACACCGAUCUCAAGAUUCGCGCCGUCGCCAGAUGUGCACAGGAGCUCUGGGAUCUCAUCCGUCAAGGUGCGCCGGAUCGGUCCGGAAAGUCGGUCCGAUGUCCACACGACGCCUACGUCAAGCUCCUCCAGCUCCAAGCGCCCCACCACUCGGAAAACUACUUCAAGGCAUUCGACGUCCUCCUGCUCGACGAAGCACAGGACCUGUCCGCCGCCCAGGUCUCGAUCCUGCUUCGUGCGCAGAAGCACUGCGGCAUCCUCAUCGUCGGCGACGUCUUUCAGAAGAUCUACGGCUUCCGCGGCGGCACAGCAAAGGCCUUCAACGAGCGUCUCCAUCCAUCCUCGGCGCACUUUGAGCUCACCAAGAGCUUCCGAUUCGGCGAUAAUGUCGCCAAGAUCGCGACGGAGAUGCUCGGUCUCCGCAAGCCAGCGCCUUGGGAACGUGCGGCGCCGCGACCUGUCCUCAGUGGCGCUCUUGGCACGAACGACCGCGUUUACGCCGAGGCUAACCUCUUCCGCGAUCUCCUUGCCCCUCCCGAGGCAGAGGAAUCGCAAUUCCCCAACGAAACGACUCAGGGUGAUGGCGCACCAUCACAACCAGCAGCUCGGCAGACCCAAGCGAUCGGUGCUGCUGCGACACAAGCCCAAGGUGCCGAUGCGCUCGCAGCAGCUCUCGGCGAGGGAGGGCAGGCCGUGGCUCUCCAGGUGGGAUCCAUCGGAGAGAUGGGCCGCAGCGAGGACAUUCUCACGCACACGCGCAUCUUUCGGAGCAAUCGCAAGCUCUGCCUCACCGCACUUGCGCUGUCAGCGUCGCUGCCGCAGCCUCACAAGAUCUUUCUCAAGACGAGCCAGUCGCUCCAGCCCGACGCCAUUGUGACGCUACUGCGCGACGCGCACAUCUUGUAUCACAACGACUCUCGCUCCAUGUCGCGCAACUCGCUGCUGCGCGACUUUGCGAGCUGGAAGGAUCUGGUGCAGCGCGUCGAGGCCGAAGGAUCCGGAGAGACCAAACUCAGCCUUGCCGUGGCCUUGGGCGGUCUCUUGGCAAGCUCCGACUUCUUGGACCAGGUGGCGCUGCUCGAGACGCGCUUUGCUCCCACGGAAGACGCGGCCACGGUGGUGCUCACCACGGUGCAUCAGGCAAAGGGUCUCGAGUGGGACUGCGUGAUUGUCGAGGACGAUUUUCGGCCGGUGUUCGGCAACGACAAGACGCAGAGGGUGGAGGUGGCGAGCUACUGGCACCAGGACGAGCUGAACCACCUCUACGUCGCUCUCACUCGAGCCAAGCGAAAUCUGAUCGUGUCGCGAUGCGUGAUGCAUUGGAUCGCAGCCAUGCGCGGGCUGUACCAGUACAGGCUGUUGCCGAGCAACACCAACCUGAGCAUCGGCAAGUUGGGACUGUGCCCGCACUGCAACGGUUCCAAGCAUGCGCUUGUGGUGCGCGAGUAUCGUCUGGCGUGCUUCGACUUUCUGAAUCCCAAGUGCAACCAGCACCGGCCAGAGUACAAACACAGCCGAGAGCCAUGCCCACCUACCGACGUGGUUGGAUGUGUGGGGUGUCUGUCCGAUCCGAGCUCAGCUGCACACGUCGAUGCGCUCGCGGAUCCAGACUUGGCUGUGUUUGUCUCGACUGCACCCAAGAUCACGCGUCAACGCCCCCAAGCUCCCAAGCCACACGACGAUGCGGCCGAGGGCAAACGGGACGAAACGGCAGUCGGCUUCAAGCUCGAGCCGGCAAAGCAUGCAUUCUUGAACGCCGAUCACCGAUCCAUGAAGUGGGCCAUCAUGCACCACGAAUACAAACGUGCAGUCUACUCGUGGCUCGCAUAA